AUGCUCCUGUUCCCUCCGGCUCACCUGUUCCCCGAGUUCCCCGAGUUCCCCAAGCCCCCCGAGUUCCCCAAGCCCCCCCUGUUCCCCCUGUUCCCGUUUUCUCUGAUCCCCCCAGGCCGUGUUCCGAGUGUUCAAGCUGCCCAGCCUCUCCUCCCCACUCCUCAGGUCCACGACGGCUCCUUCUCCCUCUCCACCGCAGCUCCCGCCCCGCCUCCAGCCGGUGCCCGCUCCUUCUGUCCUCCUCUGGUUCAGCCAUCUCUACGCCAGCGAAUCCUGCAAGGUGCGGAUGUAGACCUUUCCUCUCUCCUACGUCCAUCAGCUGCCGCUGCGGCGCCCCGCCUUCUCGAUGUCGGGGGCGUAUCGCUCACGCUCGGAUCUUCUGAAUCCCGCGCCUCCAAGAUCCUUAUCGUGCCUGAGUUCGCUCUCGCGUUUUCUACUUUCCGCGAUGUUAUCUGCGCUGUUUUCCCUGCCCGCCGGCAGGAACUCGAUGAUUACCUGUCCAUCAUCCUUGACAUGGCUGUGCGAUACGGAGGAUCGGGAUUUUAUGAAUACCAUCGCCUUUUCUCCGCACAGGCAGCUGCGCGCCUGCAGCAAUGGAACAUCGCUACCUAUUGGGGCACCCUGAAUCUCGAGCUUUAUUGCCGUAUUUUCACUGGCCGUCCUUCCCUCUCCUGCGAACUGUGCGGCUCACGCCCGCCCUUCCUGCCCCCACCAUCCUCCCAAGUUCGGGCGGAGCUGACUGCUCCGCUAUCUGUCAACCCCGACUUUUCUUUCUCGGCUCCCAACCUCCUGUCAUCAGAAUCUGAACCCGACGUUGUCUCCUCUCUCCUCGCCAAGGAGGUUUCUGAUGGUUUCAUGGUCGGCCCCUUUUCCUCUCCCCCUUUUUCUACUUUUCGGAUUAAUCCCAUCGGCAUUGCCACGCGCAAAUACUCGGGGAAGAAACGCCUCAUCAUUGACUUAUCCGCUCCCCAUGGCUCUUUUGUUCCUUCCGUCAAUAGCCUGGUGCCCAGCGACGAGUUUUCUUUGUGCUAUGCCCGUGUUGAUGAUGCGAUUUCCCUCAUCAAACUCGUCGGACGCGGCACUUGGAUGGCCAAAGCAGACAUCAUCUCAGCUUUUAAGGUCUUACCCAUCCAUCCUGACUUUUGGCACCUAUUUUGCGUGCGCUGGAAGGGGCGUUACUACUUCGCCACCCGGCUCGUUUUCGGCUGUAAGAGCAGCCCCAAGAUAUUUGACUGUUUCGCUGAGGCACUGUCCUGGAUCCUGCUCAACGUGUGUCGUAUUCCCUAUGUCGUGCACCUGCUGGACGACUUUCUGGUCCUCGACGCCCUGUCUUCUCCGCCCGCUCGUUGCAUCACCUCCCUAGCAUCAGUUUUUCACCGCCUGGGCGUUCCGCUGUCCGCCGAAAAGACCGUUGGUCCGUCUACAUCGCUCGAAUUUUUGGGGAUUUUGCUGGACUCUGUCAACUUACAGGCUUCUCUUCCCCGCGAUAAGCAAACUCGCAUCUCCCAAGUUCUCUCAGAGUUUCUGCAACAGCCUCGUUGCACCAAGCAGCAGCUCCUGUCGCUUCUCGGGCAUCUGAAUUUCGCCAUGCGCAUCAUCCCACAAGGUUGCGCGUUUAUUUCCCAUCUCCUCCUCCUCGCUUCUUCAGCUACAUCCUAUUUUCAGUUCGUCACCCUGGAUGAGGCUUGUCUAGCAGAGAUACGUUUCUGGCUCCUACUCCUCUCUCAUUGGAAUGGCAUUUCGUUUUUCUUUAACGACGCAGUAUCUAAUCCUGUUGAUAUUCAUCUCUUCACGGACGCCGCACCUUCCACAGGCUUUGGCGGUUUCUACGACGGCAGAUGGUUCGCCUCCCAAUGGCCUGCCGAAUUUUUUCAACUCCCCUCGGAUCUUUGUGAUUCGUCCGCGCUUCAUGAACUUUACCCCAUCAUCGUCGCUGCCCUGCUAUGGGGACACGAAUGGACGCGACGCGUCAUUUUCACGCACUCUGAUAAUCUAGCCGUAGUAAACGCAAUCAACAAGGGUCGGUCAAAUUCCCCGUCCUUAAUGCCAUUGCUCCAGAGGCUCACGUGGCACUCCAUCAUGCAUCAGUUCAUUCUCAAAGCUGUUCACAUUCCUGGUUCAUCUAACCCCAUUGCUGAUUCUCUGUCUCGUUUCCAAUUUCAGAAAUUCAGGACCUUGGCUCCACUCUCAGACCCACAUCCAACCCCAGUUCCACCUUAUUUGGACACCGUCUUCCCGCUGCACAUGCCUUCUACAAUUUGA
Messenger RNA from Astyanax mexicanus (Mexican tetra), 2262 nucleotides. RefSeq lists its product as uncharacterized. The transcript is spliced from 4 exons. The record is from RefSeq and is a predicted model, not a curated record. Lineage: Eukaryota; Metazoa; Chordata; Actinopteri; Characiformes; Acestrorhamphidae. Bases 1 to 2262 code for a protein of 753 amino acids.